This is a messenger RNA of Tigriopus californicus, 1464 nucleotides long. Its product is annotated as glucoside xylosyltransferase 2-like. Gene Ontology annotation, biological process: protein O-linked glycosylation via N-acetylgalactosamine. Gene Ontology annotation, molecular function: UDP-xylosyltransferase activity. The record is from RefSeq and is a predicted model, not a curated record. NCBI's taxonomy places the organism in Eukaryota, Metazoa, Arthropoda, Copepoda, Harpacticoida, Harpacticidae.
GUGGCGGGAGAAAAGAAAGUAGAGAUCUCAUAAGACGGCCAGCAUGUCCAGACCGGCUCGUGGGCCCAAGAUCCCCACCCCCAAGGGGUUGAAGUGGAACCAUGUGCUCUCGCGGUUGGCACUUAUCCCCAUUUGUGCAUUGGUUUCGUUUCACUUGGUGCGCUACCUUCAGUACCCGACCAUCGAAUUGAGAAGUCUCAAUGCCGCCAUGGCCGGGAUUCAGAGUGUCUUGAAGCAGGACUACCUCGAAGAUGAGAGGACCUCGGCGAGCAACCAGAGCGAAGCUCAAGUGAUCACCAUUGCCCUGGUGGCGUGUGGCAGCAAAGACCGCUUCGACGAAGUGUCCGUCAUCCUCAAGUCCCUGCUUCUGUUCUCGACCUCUCCGUUCCAGUUGAUCGUGUUCACGGACUCACUUCGCUCAGAGAUCACCGAGUUCCUCGAGCCGAUCCGGGUUCAGGAGCCCCGCCAAUUUGUGGACUUUGCUUAUGAGAUCAAGGAGCCCAAUUAUCCGGUGUCCGUGGAGAACCAAGAGAUCAAGAACACGUUUCAAAUGUGCGCCAGUUUGAGGCUGUUCAUGCCGGAUCUGUUGCCCCAUGUGGACAAGAUCCUCUAUCUAGACACGGAUAUUGUGCUGCUCGACUCGUUGGAUCAUAUCUGGAACCAGUUCCAAGUCAUGAAUGCGUCGCAAAUGGCAGCCAUGGCUCAUGAGAACCAGGUCGAAAUCCUGAACGUGUAUUCGUACGCCAAUUAUCCGACUUUGGAGCUAGGCUUCAACUCGGGUGUGAUGCUGAUGGAUUUGGAGAAGAUGCGGCGGUCGUUUUGGAUCGAUAAGAACUUGGCCAUCUACAAGCAUCUCAGUGACCAUCUCAUCUUUGGAGAUCAGGACAUUAUCAACAUUUACGCACAUUACUUCCCCGAGUCGAUCCACGUGUUGCCGUGCACGAUGAACUUCCGCCCGGAUUUGUGUCUCCGUCCGGAUCUGUCUUGUCCGGAGGUGCGAAGCGGGGACCGCGUCAUGCUGCUCCACGGGAACCGACGGGCCUUCAUGGAGAAGUGGCAGUUCGGAGGCUCGCUCUUCAAGUACUUGCUCCAAGUGGUGCGGUGGUACUUGAAGAAUGCCAACAUCAUUCCCUACUCGAUCCGCGUGAUUCCCACAGUGUACCCACAGAACGUCUACCAGGCCGUUCAAAGGACUUUCAGUCAAAUCGACUUGCGCCAUCCCAACGUCAAGCACGACGUGGAGCACUUGUUCCUCCAGAGGCUCAGCGCCUAUUCCAAUCUGGAGGGGGACAUCUGUGCCGGGAUCGUGGAUUCGCUCAAGACCUCGUUCAAGACGAAUCAAACCCAGUUAUGACCUUGGCUCAUCCCUUGGGAAGCCAAUGACUAUUCAAACCAUAGAACCAAAUAAAGGGAAAUGAACACGAACGGAACUGGGAACUGCUAGGGAUGUUCCGGCUAAACGGA